Molecule: messenger RNA, 781 nt
Organism: Pimephales promelas (fathead minnow)
Lineage: Eukaryota; Metazoa; Chordata; Actinopteri; Cypriniformes; Leuciscidae
Product: claudin-like protein ZF-A89
Cellular component (GO): bicellular tight junction; membrane
Molecular function (GO): structural molecule activity
Source: RefSeq, a predicted model, not a curated record
UUCAUUCGUGUGAUAGACUCUGAUACUUUACACAUAAGAACGCAAUGGCUUCUGCUGGGCUUCAGAUUUUGGCCAUUGGCCUUGCUGUUAUCGGCUGGUUGGGAGAAAUCAUUAUCUGCGCGCUCCCCAUGUGGAAGGUGUCUGCGUUUAUUGGCAACAACAUCGUGACCGCACAGGCCUUCUGGGAAGGCAUUUGGAUGAACUGCGUGCAGCAGAGCACGGGUCAGAUGCAGUGCAAGGUCUACGACUCCAUGCUGGCGCUACCGCAAGAUCUCCAGGCCGCUCGAGCUCUGGUUGUCAUCUCCAUCCUCGUGACCUUCCUGGGAAUUAUUCUGGCCGUCGCUGGAGGCAAGUGCACCAACUGCAUUGAAGACCGGGAGGCAAAGACUAAAGUUGGGAUCGCGGCCGGGGUGUUCUUUCUGGUUGGUGGUGUUCUCUGCCUGAUCCCCGUCUGCUGGUGCGCGCACACCGUCAUCCGCGACUUCUACAACCCAAUUGUGUCUGAGGCCCAGAAGCGGGAGCUGGGAGCGUCGCUGUUCAUCGGAUGGGGCGCGUCUGGUCUGCUGCUCAUUGGGGGCUCGCUUCUCUGUUGCCAGUGCCCAAAGAGUGAAGGUCGUGGUUAUUCCGUCAAGUACUCCGCGCCUAGAUCUGCUCCAGGGGCUUAUGUGUGAAACUCAGACUUUAUGGACUAAUGACUCUCCUGUUUGUAAGGGAAGAGAGAUGCACUUUAUUGUCUUGCAUGCCAGUUUUUUAACUCAAUAAAUUUUAUGUUUUUUUUAUA